AUGGACUCAGUUCGCACUGCCAACGUUCGUGCCUAUGUGGACAGUUCCUGCCUCAACCCAGGCAUGACUUCUGAUGAAUUGCGAUACGGCAAGCAGCAGCUCGUUGAAGCGCGACGGAAGCGAUGCAUGAUGCCUUUCACUGAGCGAAUGGAGGCGGAUGCAGAGUGCAAGUACGCCUACCAGCAGGUCAUGGACAUGCGACAGAAUGAGUACCAGCGCCAGGCCCUAGACAAGCUGGUUGCGGCAAUGCGGCCAGCGCCCGAGCUGAAGGAGCCUAAAGUCGUGAAGCACGAUAGGCGGUCGUUAUAUCAUGGCCAUGCCAAGGCGUCGUCGUGA
Symbiodinium pilosum is the source of this 336-nucleotide messenger RNA. The record is from the annotation of a GenBank genome assembly. NCBI's taxonomy places the organism in Eukaryota, Dinophyceae, Suessiales, Symbiodiniaceae.